Messenger RNA from Myxocyprinus asiaticus (Chinese sucker), 2360 nucleotides. Its product is annotated as actin-related protein 2/3 complex subunit 4-like. The transcript has 6 exons. Gene Ontology annotation, molecular function: actin filament binding. Bases 109 to 615 code for a protein of 168 amino acids. Gene Ontology annotation, cellular component: actin cytoskeleton; Arp2/3 protein complex. Gene Ontology annotation, biological process: actin filament polymerization; Arp2/3 complex-mediated actin nucleation. NCBI's taxonomy places the organism in Eukaryota, Metazoa, Chordata, Actinopteri, Cypriniformes, Catostomidae. The record is from RefSeq and is a predicted model, not a curated record.
UUCUACUAGGUAUAUUACGGCAGUGUGGGAGCGCAGUGAAGGCUUGUGUUUUCUUCUCUACAGGCGUGGUGUGCGGACUUCCGUCUUCCUCCACAGACCUCAAAUAAAAUGACGGCGACAUUGCGACCCUACCUGAACGCAGUGCGCUCCACUCUUCAAGCAGCCUUGUGUUUGGAGAACUUCUCCUCUCAGGUGGUGGAGAGACACAAUAAGCCAGAGGUGGAGGUCAGGAGCAGCAAAGAGCUUCUGUUGCAGCCAGUGGUCAUAAGCCGCAAUGACAAGGAGAAGGUUCUGAUCGAGGGCUCCAUAAACUCUGUGAGAGUCAGCAUUGCUGUCAAACAGGCUGAUGAGAUUGAGAAGAUCCUGUGCCAUAAAUUUAUGAGGUUCAUGAUGAUGCGAGCAGAGAACUUCUUUAUCCUGCGGAGGAAACCUGUUGAGGGCUAUGACAUCAGCUUCCUCAUCACCAAUUUUCACACAGAACAGAUGUAUAAACACAAGCUGGUGGACUUUGUUAUCCAUUUCAUGGAGGAGAUCGAUAAGGAGAUCAGCGAGAUGAAGCUGUCAGUCAAUGCUCGGGCCCGAAUUGUCGCAGAGGAAUUCCUCAAGAACUUCUGAGGAUCCUUUCUACAUUCCUAAUACCCAUCAGAGGUGUUGUGUCGGUUCUUGUGGACAAAAACAUUCGAAGUUUUUAAAAUCACCACAGAGCAAAGGGGGAAGAAUUCAUCAGUUUGAAACCAAUCAGCAAGAAGGUCCACAGGAACAACUGACCAAUCCUCUAGCACCAUAUGCAGUCCCCUUUGCCUUCUGUUCAAGGUGCUCCUUGUGCCCAUGGAUAUUAACAAUUGUACAUUUAGUCCAGAAUUUAUUACUCUAGUUUUCUGUUUAGGGAAUAAAAAAACAAAAACAAGGCAGGUCCUUAAAAGUAUUACCUGUAUUUAAUAUUGAUGGGCACAAGAAUGUUGUUGAUUGGCAGAGUGUACAUUUUUUUUUUUCUGUUGUCUUUUAUAUACGUACAUGUACUCGUGUUCAUUUUUGUUUCAAUAAAAAUAGAAUCAAACCAAUGUUAAAGACAUCAUGAGAGGAAAAAAAAUAGGUGUUUAUAUUUUGGCACAGCUACUCCAAUAUGAUGAUAACUAAACAGAAAAAAAAAAAAACACAUAAAACAUAAUACCAAUAAAAAUAUAUUGAUCUUUCUGUAUCUCUUGGGAUUAGUAUCCUAAUUUGGUUUAUGCAAACAUUUCAAUGGUGUUUUAUAAAAGCAUCUUUGGGUGUAGAAUCUUUCUUCUUAAAUACCAUGUCUUCAUUUGAAUCACACUUUAUCCUGUAGUUUUACUCUUGUGAUUUCAUCCUCUUCUAAUAUAUAUAUUAAUUGAGUAUUCCACAAACACCUGUUUCUGUUUAUAUAUCUUUUAUAUAUCAGCUUUUUGCUCAACAAAGUAACAUUAUUAUUAUUAUUUGCAGUCUGUGCAUAAUAUUUCAUAAGGAUCUUACUUAAAACUAGACUGAGUACAAAAGAGAAUGUUAUUCCUCAAUGGUUUAGAAAUCAGUGGUGUUUUGACUUUGUCAUCCUUCAUUUUUAGCAUUACAACUUGGAAAUAGGUUACUAAGGAUACCCAGACAGGCCAGCCAAUAAAUUGUAAUCUGAGUGUGACAAUAUUGCUGUGAUGUUAACUGCACCAGAGAGGUCACAAUGGAAAUACACAAUAACAUAAUCCAUAUUUCAAUCCAAAUAAUCCAUAUCAUUAGUAGGAUGUUAAAGGAAUAGCUCACCCAAAAAUGAAAAUUCUCUCAUUAUUCACCCUGAUGCCAUUCCAUAUGUGUAUGACUGUCUUUCUUCAGCAGAACACAAAUGAAGAUUUUUAGAAGAUGGAGCUCUGUCAGUUCCUUAUAAUGGAAGUACAUGGGUGCCAAUACUUUGAUGGUCCAAAAGUCACAUUUAGGCAGCAUAAAAGUAAUUCAUGCAACUCCAGUCGAUCAAUGAAUGUCUUCUGAAUCAAAUCGAUAUGUUUGUGUAAAAAAAUAAAUCGAUAAUUAAAACGUCUUCUUUACAACAGAAGAACGAACAUCAUGUGAGAGUUCGGCCAUUUCAAACAGCAUCAGAGCCCUGGACGGUGGAUUAAUUUUAUGUUUCCUAAAUGUGACUUGUGUACCGUCAAAGUUCUGGCACCUAUGUAUUUGCAUUAUAAGGACUUGACAGAGCUCUGUCUUCUAAAAAUCUUUAUUUGUGUUGCUGAAGAAAGGCAGUUAUACACAUCUGGGAUGGCAUCAGGGUAAGUGAAUAAUGAGAGAAUUUUCUUUUUUGGGUAAAUUAUUCCUUUAAGAGCUGUUUAAAUUUACAAUAAAAAUGCCUUUCUACAUUG